Messenger RNA from Alternaria hordeiaustralica, 1269 nucleotides. RefSeq lists its product as uncharacterized. Lineage: Eukaryota; Fungi; Ascomycota; Dothideomycetes; Pleosporales; Pleosporaceae. The record is from RefSeq and is a predicted model, not a curated record. The coding region runs from base 1 to 1269 and encodes 422 amino acids. The transcript has 2 exons.
AUGCCCUUGAGACCAACACCAAAGCCUCCACACACGGGUGGGCUGGGCGUUGCGCUCGUUGUGGAUGUAGUCGACGAUGUAUCAGUGGUUGAGGAAAUCGAUGCAGUACUGAAUGACAACGAAGAAGAUGAUGACGAGGACGACGGACUGCUAGUAGACGUGCUCGAAUCACUGGAGGUUGAAGUUAUGAUUGUAAUUGUUGACAGCGAGGAGGACGAGUCGGUGGUGCUCAAUGAGAAUGACAAUGAACUGCUGACAGACGUGCUUGAAGCACUAGAGGUCGUCGGGUCUAUGAUAGUGGACGAUGACAGGGAAGACGACGAGUCGGUGCUGCUCGCUGAAGACGCAGGCGAUGAACUGCUAGCCGAUGUGCUCGAAGCACUGGAGGUCGGAGUCAGAGUAGUGAUUGAUGAUAAUGACGAUGAGGAGUCCGUGCUACUCGUUGAAGAUGACGAACUACUACUUGCAGAUGAACUUGAGUCGCUAGAGGUAGAUGUUGCACUGGUCGAAGAUGAGGAUUCGGUAGUGCUAGUUGAGCUUGUUGAGACGCUGCUGGAGGAGCUCGAUAUGUCGGAUGUGCUUGAUGAAGAGCUGCUGGAAGAGCUUUCUGAUGACGUGGUAGCUGACGAGGAGCUUGGUGUCAUGGUGGAUGAUGAAGACAUGGAAGAGCUUGACAUGCUGCUUGUGGCAGGGACUUCUCCCGAGGAAGUCGAGGAGCUGCUUGAUACCGUGGACGAGGUGCUUGAAGUGGCGGAGGGCUCAGUCGAAGUACUGGAUGAGCUACUCGAGCUCGUGCUGGAUACAUCGCUUGUGGUAGAUGACGACGUGCUCGAACUACUAGACAAGCUGCUAGAUGAGCUGCUUAAGCUAGUAGACGAAUUACUAGAUGUUGCAGAUGAAGAGCUGGAGGAACUAGACACAGUCGGUGUGCUUGACGAGCUACUAGACUCAGUUGACGAUGCUGAAGAGCUAGGGCUGGAUGAAGUUGGCAUGGUAGACGAGCUAGAUGAGCUACUACUGUCGAUCGAGGACACUGAAGAGCUUCCUGUGCUGGAUGACGAUGUCGCCGAGCUUGAAGAACUAUCCGUGCUCGAGGAUGAUGAGAUGGUAGAGCUAGUGCUGCUAGAAACACUACUGGACACCGAAGACGAGGUAACCAUGCUUGAAGUUGAAGAGCUCAUCGAAGACGAUGGUGUGAUGAUUGGGCAAGAUGUUCCGGUAAUUGUAACGCUGGUAUACGUUGUAGUCUCAAUAUCUGUCACAGUCUAG